GGGCCUGCCCGCCCCCUGGGCGCUGCCGCCGGGCCUCGUCUGGCUGCCCUCAGCGCUGUACCGCUGCCCCGACAAGUCGGCGCUGGGAGAGGCGCGGUUGCCGAUGCCUCAAGCGCCUCACGGCCCGGUGCGCUGCACGCUGCGCAAGCACAAGCCCAACCGCAAGCCCCGCACGCCCUUCACCACGCAGCAGCUGCUGUCCCUCGAGAAGAAGUUCCGCGAGAAGCAGUACUUGUCCAUCGCCGAGCGCGCCGAGUUCUCCUCGUCGCUGCACCUCACGGAGACCCAGGUGAAGAUCUGGUUCCAGAACCGCCGCGCCAAGGCCAAGCGGCUGCAGGAGGCGGAGAUCGAGAAGCUGCGGCUGUCGGCGCGGCCGCUGCUGGCGCCCUUCUUCGGCGGGGCGCCGCCCCCGGGCCCGCCGCUCAUGCCGCCCUUCUUCGCGGCGGCCAUGGCGGCGGCGGGCAUGAGGGGGCCGCCCCCACUGGGGCUGUUCGUGCCCCAGGCGCAGCAGCACGGCAUUCUCGGCUCGCUGCAGCGGCACUGAUCCUCCAUCCUCCAAGCUGUGGCCCUGG
This is a messenger RNA of Bacillus rossius redtenbacheri, 572 nucleotides long. RefSeq names its product homeobox protein H17. The record is from RefSeq and is a predicted model, not a curated record. Gene Ontology annotation, molecular function: DNA-binding transcription factor activity, RNA polymerase II-specific; RNA polymerase II transcription regulatory region sequence-specific DNA binding. NCBI's taxonomy places the organism in Eukaryota, Metazoa, Arthropoda, Insecta, Phasmatodea, Bacillidae. Gene Ontology annotation, biological process: regulation of transcription by RNA polymerase II; embryonic morphogenesis. The coding region runs from base 104 to 544 and encodes 146 amino acids. Gene Ontology annotation, cellular component: nucleus. The transcript has 3 exons.